Messenger RNA from Carassius auratus (goldfish), 2187 nucleotides. RefSeq names its product neuronal acetylcholine receptor subunit alpha-9-II. Gene Ontology annotation, cellular component: postsynaptic membrane. The record is from RefSeq and is a predicted model, not a curated record. Gene Ontology annotation, molecular function: transmembrane signaling receptor activity; acetylcholine-gated monoatomic cation-selective channel activity. The coding region runs from base 631 to 2079 and encodes 482 amino acids. NCBI's taxonomy places the organism in Eukaryota, Metazoa, Chordata, Actinopteri, Cypriniformes, Cyprinidae. The transcript has 6 exons. Gene Ontology annotation, biological process: monoatomic ion transmembrane transport.
AGCAGCCAAUUUCAAUGUCCUGUGAUAUUUUCAGACACGGUAUCACAGUGAUAAUAUGUUUGGACAUGUAUGUGUAUAUUGAUUGGCAUCCCUCGGCAGUACACAGUCUCUUUUGACAGAUGGCAGGGUGCUGAUGUGUUUGUGCUGCUCCUGUCUUCUGGUUUCAGUCCAGACCGAUCAGGUCUCUCGGGUUUCCUCCGUUUUGUCGUGUUUCUGUUGGCUCGAUGCGUAUCUUGGUGCUGAAAGGACGGUAAACUCCGUCUCCUGAUCGUGUGACCCGCAUCCAGAUCUCACGGCGGGACUAACGCGCGCUUUUCACAUCUAUAACUCAACCCGGUGCCAAAACCGCACGAGACUAAUGACCCAGAUUGCAUGUCGCUCCCGUGUCACUUCAGGACACUAUGCAAUGAUAAAGGUGUCAUUUCCGUCUCCAUCCCCGCAUCAGCUCCGUUACCUGUCCGCGCGCCCACCUGUUGCGCGCAUGAUUGACAGCUCAAUAGCGGCGCGUCCAGUUACUCGGCGCGCAACGCGACACCCGGAGCUCCAGUGUCCGGGACGCCUGCGCGUAACGGGCCAGAACCGAGCGGGAUUAUCGGUGCGCUGGAUGAAGAUCCUCGCUGUCCUGGGGUGAUGGAGAGGACGCUGCUCUGGAUGGAGACGCUCUUCUUCUCUGCGUUAUUGCUGGUUGGAGUGGCUCAUUGUUCUCAGGGUCGAUUCGCACACAAGCUCUUGAAUGAUCUGAUGGAGAAUUAUUCCAGUGCUCUGCGACCGGUGGAUGACACGGACAAAUCUCUCAACGUCACACUGCAGGUCACGCUGUCUCAGAUCAAAGACAUGGACGAGAGGAACCAGGUGUUAAUCGCGUAUCUGUGGAUCAGACAGACGUGGCACGACGCCCAUCUGAAGUGGAGUAAAGAGGAGUACGAUGGUCUGGAGGUGAUCCGGAUUCCCAGCAGCCUCGUGUGGAGGCCGGAUCUGGUGCUGUAUAACAAGGCGGAUGAUGACUUCUCCGGGCCGGUGGACACUAACGUGGUUCUGCGGUAUAACGGUGAGAUCACGUGGGACGCUCCGGCCAUCACUAAGAGCUCGUGUGUUGUGGAUGUUUCCUACUUUCCUUUCGACAGCCAGCAGUGCAACCUGACCUUCGGCUCGUGGACCUACAAUGGAAACCAGGUGGACAUCACCAUGGGGAUGGACAGUGGCGACCUGUCGGACUUCGUGGAGAACGUAGAGUGGGAAUGUCACGGAAUGCCGGCCACUAAGAACGUGAUCAUGUACGGCUGCUGCUCGGAUCCGUAUCCCGACAUCACCUACACGCUCCUGCUGCAGAGACGCAGCUCCUUCUACAUCUUUAACCUGCUGCUGCCCUGCUUCCUCAUCUCCUUCCUCGCUCCUCUGGGCUUCUACCUCCCUGCCGACUCGGGAGAGAAGGUCUCGCUGGGCGUCACGGUCCUGCUGGCGCUCACCGUCUUCCAGAUGAUGGUCGCGGAGAGCAUGCCUCCCUCCGAGAGCGUUCCUCUGAUCGGUAAAUACUACAUAGCGACGAUGACUAUGGUCACAGCAUCCACUGCUUUAACCAUCUUCAUCAUGAACAUUCAUUUCUGUGGAGCCGAGGCCAAACCGGUGCCGAACUGGGCCAAAGUCCUCAUCAUCGACUACAUGUCCAAGAUCUUCUUCGUCUAUGAGGUCGGCGAGAGCUGCGCGUGUCCGUUCGGACAGAUGGAGGAAUCCGAGUCCUUCCACAGUCAGAAGCAGAAGAAGCAGCUCCAUCCCAAAGAUAAAGCGAAAGGAGCUCCGCCCACCUGCUGUCCCGACGACGACAAACCAGCCGCCUUCACGCUGACCUUUGACCCCUGCGUUUACUGCGGUUGCCGUGGCAACAGCGGAACCCUCGGCUGCGACCCGAAGCUGGUCCGGAACGUGGAAUACAUCGCAAGCUGCUUCCGCGAGCAAAAGGCCACGUGCCUGAAAGUGGCCGAAUGGAAGAAGGUGGCCAAGGUCAUGGACCGAAUCUUCAUGUGGAUAUUUUUCAUCAUGGUCUUCCUCAUGAGCAUCCUCAUCAUCGGGAAAGCACCUUGACCUGAGAGAGCACAGACGUCAUAUUCAGUUGGACUAUUUGACAUAUUCAUUUACAAUACUAAGAUCUUAUAAUUUUUUUAACUACUUACUACAGUCGUUUUGUUUUUG